UUUUUACAGGUCUCAUUUGCAAUGACAUUCAGGGUUUCCAGGGGAAGCAGCCCCUAUGUUUCCCCACAAUUAAAUACCCCCUCUUCCUUCAUUGCAACCACCCCCACACUGUAUUUACCCGCAUAUUUAACGUGUGGGUGGAAUUAAUAAAGAGGCCUCUUAAUCCAGCAAAUCCCAUAAUUAUUAUAAUUAAAACGUAGAUUAGAGUAAUCCUCUGAACAGCUGUCAUGGCAUUUUCUGCAUGUUUAUAAAGCUUCACGAGAACUGGGAAAUCCUUUUCGUUUGAAAAGCGCUGCGUACGGUCUUAAAACAGCGAACAAGGAUCUAUAUUAAAAAUGGGAUACUUUUUUGAAAUCUCUCGCAAGGAACCGAUCGAAGAAUUUUACGAACUUGGGCGCGAACUUGGCAGAGGUGCUUCAUCUGUCGUAAGGCUUUGCACGCAGAAGGCGACCAAAAACGAAUAUGCUGUAAAGAUCUUGAAAAAGAACGUUGAAACAAAGAUAGUUCAAACAGAAAUAGGAAUAUUGUUGAGGCUAAAACAUCCAAACAUAAUCCAGCUAAAAGAUUUAUUUGAAACAGAGAGUCAACUUUAUAUUAUCCUGGAACUUGUAAAAGGAGGAGAGCUGUUCGAAAGGGUGGUGGAAAGAGGCUGUUAUACUGAAAGAGAUGCAGCAACUGCAGUGAGGGAGUUGUGUGAAGCAGUUUCAUACCUUCACGAAAACGACGUUGUACAUCGUGAUUUAAAGCCAGAAAAUCUUCUCUACGCCAGCGAUUCGGACGAUUCUGGUCUAAAGUUGGCCGACUUUGGGCUGUCGAAGAUGUUGACAACUGAUGUACUUAUGCAGACCGUGUGUGGUACUCCGGGAUACUGUGCUCCUGAAGUCCUUUUAGGAAAACAAUACGGACGCGAGGUUGACAUGUGGGCUGUCGGAGUCAUUGCAUACAUUUUGCUUUGUGGCUUCGAGCCUUUCUACGACGAACGAGGUGACCAAGCAAUGUUUCAGAGAAUUUUGAAGUGCGAUUUUGAAUUCGUGGAACCUUGGUGGGACGAUAUUUCGCUAAGUGCUAAGGACUUGGUGAAGAAACUUAUUGUUCUAGAUCCAGCCAAACGGCUGACAGCAAAGCAAACAUUACACCAUCCUUGGGUUCAAGGUAAAGGGGCGAAGUUGGACCACAUGAAGAGAACACAGGAAAAACUUAAAGAGUUUAACGCGAGAAGGAAGCUUAAAGCAGGAAUGUACGGUGUCAUGCUUGUGCAAGAUAUGACCGUCAGAGCUGGAAGAAGAGCGAGUGCUGUCAAGGACGAAUAGAAAUGAUCAUCUUCCAACCGACAUAUAUGUUUGUAUGCCAAGUGCAGGACAACAUUUAUGUUCAAAUCAGCAGCACUGCUUGCAAUGAUGAUGUCUUUAUGAGAAAAACCGUACGAGCCAUAUUUUGGUAUUUCGUGGAAUUCCGGAGAGAGACGCGAUGUAUCCACUAUUAAUCCUGAGUUUGGGGAUGCUUUGGUGCGGUUUAAGUUCCAUGAAAUUGGGGUGAAUUUCAACCUGACUUUGGAAGAGACUCGAGCAUUUUUAGGGGUUACUUUCUCGUCGUGUUUUCUGUGAAUUUUUCAACGAAUUUUGAAAGACUCUGGGAAUUUUUCGGAGACUGUUUUAUGUUUUUUGAGCUCUGCACCUCGUUUUAGCCCCGUCGUUUUAGCCACGCUUUUAAGUACCGUGAAAAAAUUUAUUUUUUUGACGCUGGCCUGCAAGUAUAUAAAUUAAUAGAAAUGUUUUUUCGAGGAUAGGCUACCUCAUGUCCACGCUGUUGCUAAGUUAGGGAAUCUUCAAUUUAACGUUACCAGUACCAAGUUACCGGACUGAAGCCCACUUUGCAACAAUAUAGCUACGUGAUGUAUCCUUGGACUCGGAAAUAUAUUUACAAUCUUGUGUUGAAUGCUACAAGAGUCUCAUAUUCAGAGGUAUAAAGCAGAUGUAAUUUCGCACAGGCUAGACGUUUUACUUUCAAUUAAAAUCUUGAGAUUUAAUAUUUUCAA
This is a messenger RNA of Dendronephthya gigantea, 2035 nucleotides long. Its product is annotated as calcium/calmodulin-dependent protein kinase type IV-like. Bases 336 to 1310 code for a protein of 324 amino acids. The transcript has 11 exons. Gene Ontology annotation, molecular function: calcium/calmodulin-dependent protein kinase activity; calmodulin binding; ATP binding. The record is from RefSeq and is a predicted model, not a curated record. Lineage: Eukaryota; Metazoa; Cnidaria; Anthozoa; Malacalcyonacea; Nephtheidae. Gene Ontology annotation, biological process: protein phosphorylation.